AUGCAGAAGCUGGCGCUGAAGCACGACAUGUUCCUCAUCGGGGACCCGGGGCCGCGGCCGCGCGCGCUCGUUCUGCAGUUCUGCGAGCUGUUGGGCCGCGAGUGCGAGUUCGUCGCUUUAACGCGCGACACGUCCGAGGGCGACCUCAAGCAGCGGCGCGAGAUCCGCGACGGCGCGUUAGUCUGGGCGAACCAGCCGCCCGUGCUCGCGGCGCUCCACGGGCGCGUGCUCGUGCUCUCGGGCGUCGAGCGCGCGGAGCGCAACGUCCUGCCGCUGCUGAACAACCUGCUCGAGAACCGCGAGAUGGCGCUCGACGACGGCACCUUCCUCAUGGACGCCAAACGCUUCGACGCCCUCUGCGCCGAGGACGCGGAGCGGGCGAGCGGCCUCGACGUCCGGGGCCUCCGGCGCACGCACGAGGAUUUCAUCGUGGUCGCCAUCGGCGUCGCCGUGCCCAAGCACGCGGGCAACCCCCUCGAUCCACCGUUACGCUCCCGCUUCUCGGCCUACACGCUCGGCCCGCCGAGCCGCGUCGAACUGGAGAAGGCCGCGCUCGCGGCCGUGCCCGACUGGCGCGCGGACCAGGUCAUGCGCGAGCAGCCGACGGCGGCGCGGCCCUGGGCGCCCGACGGCGCCGUCGAGUCGACGGCCGCGCUCCUCGCGGCGUUCCCGCGGCUGCCGCCCGGCGCGGCGCUGAAGCGCGCGUACUGCUACGACCUCCUCGAAUCUUUAAAACUCGACGCGGACGGCCGCGCGGAGCUCGACGCCUGGCUCGACGACGCCGGCUUCGACGUCAGCGACGAGUCGCUCGACGCCGACGGCAUGCCCGUCGGCCGCGGCGACGACGACUCGGACGACGACGACGCGUCGCUCGACGCCGACGGCGUGCCCGUCGCGAAGGCCGCGCCGAGCGCCGCGGUCCUCGCCGCGCGGGCCAAGCUCCUCCGGGCCCCGAGCGCGCCGUCGAUCCUGAGCGGGUCGCAGCGCCGGGUGUUGGGCGCCAUGGUCCAGGACCACGUCGUCGGCGUCGACCUCUGCGUCGUCGGCGAAAGAGGAGUAGGCAAAACUUUGGUUAUUCGCGACUUCGCGGCCGCGCUCGGCUACCGCUGCCGCACGGUCUUCUGCUACAAGGACAUGGGCGCGCGGGACCUGACCAUGCGGCGCGUCACGGACGCGCGGGGCAACACGGAGUGGCGCCGGAGUCCGCUGAUCGAGGCCGCGCUCGACGGCGGUCUCGCCGUGCUCGACGGCGCGCACCGCCUGGCGCCGGGCGUGCUCCGGUCGACGCUCGGCCGCCUCCUGAGCGACCGCGAGAUCCAGCUCCCCGACGGCACGCGGUUGGUUGCGCCCGCGGCCUACGCCGCGCUGCGGGAGAUUUACGACGACGCGGCGCUGCAGGCAAAGGGCGUGCUCCGCGCGCACCCGGCGUUCCGCGUCGUCUGCGCGGGCGAGCCCCCGAGCGCCCACAACCCCUGGAUCUCCGCGGAGCUCGCGGGCCUCAUGCACUACCACGCCCUCGCGCCGCUGUCGUCCGCGGAGCAGACGUCGCUCGUGCGGCACGCGCUCGAGGCCGGCGGCGCGGGCGAGCCGCGGGCGCUCGCGGCCGGCGAGGAGCGCGCGCUCCUGGACUACGGCGACGCCCUGCGCCGGGCCGUCGCGACGGAGUCGAUCCUGGAGCCGCUGCUGCUCACGGCGCGGCGCCUCGCGCAGAUCGGCGCGCACCUCCGGUCCCGGCCGCAGGACGGCGUCGAGGACGCCGUGGACCACAUCUUCGCGGCCUACCAGGACUUCCUGCCGGCGCCGAAGCGCGCGACGGCGCGGCGCAUGCUCCGGGACGCCCUCGUGACGCGCGGCGUGCCCACGGCGAAGGAGCGCGGCGGCGCGAGCUUCGGGCGCCGCGUGUCGCGGAAGCGCGACCGCGCCGCGUCCGCGCGGUGCCACAAGCGGUCGCCGCGGCGCCGGGACCUCGUGCCCCGGCCGCCGUUCGUCGAGAUGGCCGCGCACAUGUGGGCGCUGCGCGACAUGCUCGUGGACUGGAGCCUGGGCCGCCACCUCCUGCUCAUCGGCAACCAGGGCGUGGGCAAGAACAAGCUCGCGGACCGCCUGCUCCAGCUCCUGGACGCGGAGCGCGAGUACGUCCAGCUCCACCGCGACACGACGGUGCAGGCGCUGACGGCGUCGCCGACGCUGAAAGGCGGCGUCGUCGUCUGGGAGGACUCGCCCCUCGUCAAGGCCGCGCGCCACGGCCGCUGCCUCGUCGUCGACGAGGCCGACAAGGCGCCGCUGGAGGUCGUCUGCGUGUUGAAGGCCCUCGUCGACGACGGCGAGCUCCAGCUCGCGGACGGCCGGCGGCUCGCGCGGCCCGCGGCGACGGGCGGCGCCGGCGCCGACGCCGCGGCGGACGCCGCGGCGCGCGCGGCGGGCGACGUGCCCGUGGCGCCGGGCUUCCGCCUCGUCGUCCUCGCGAACCGGCCGGGCUUCCCCUUUCUAGGCAACGACUUCUACCGCGAGUGCGGCGACGCGUUCGCGUGCCACGCCGUCGAGAACGCCGACGAGGCGUCCGAGGUGCAGAUGCUGCGGCGCUACGGGCCCGGCGUGCGCGUGAAGCAGGUCGUCAAGCUCACGCAGGCCUUCAAGAAGCUGCGGGCCAUGUACGACGACGGCGCGAUCAGCUACCCCUACAGCUCGCGCGAGCUCGUCAAGCUCGUGCAGCACCUCGACCGCUUCCCGGCCGACGGCCUCCGCGGCGCCGUCGCCGACGUCUUCGGCUUCGACGCGCAGGACCCGCAGCUCCACGCGAAGCUCAUGAGCGUGCUG
Messenger RNA from Aureococcus anophagefferens, 2817 nucleotides. RefSeq lists its product as hypothetical. The transcript is spliced from 6 exons. The record is from RefSeq and is a predicted model, not a curated record. Gene Ontology annotation, molecular function: ATP hydrolysis activity; ATP binding. The annotation marks the transcript as partial. Lineage: Eukaryota; Pelagophyceae; Pelagomonadales; Pelagomonadaceae. Gene Ontology annotation, cellular component: cytoplasm.